AGUAGCUCUUUGAUGAAUGACGUAAUGCCCGUUGAAUGGUGUCCGUGAAGGGGAGAAAAAUGAGCCCGGAGAGGUUGCUGCAGUCCGCCUCGGACUAUCUUGCACAGAGGCAUGUCCCGACUUACAUGGAAGAUGCCCUCACCCAGCUUAUAGAGCACAAAGAUGACACUGAGCACAGUGACGUUGCCAGAUUUUUCGCUGACUAUUUCACCAGUGUAUCUCAGGGCACCCAUGUCCUUUUCAGAGAAUACUCCUUCGUGCAGUGCACCCCUCAUAACCGGACGUCCUUCCUACGACUCUUCUGGAGAUGCUUCAGGACAAUUGCUAAGAAUGGAGAUCUCCUGACCAUGAAGGAAUAUCAUUGUCUGCUGCAGAUGUUGUGCCCAGACUUCCCCAAGGACCUGACACAGAAAGCUGCAAGGAUUGUACUGAUGGACGAUGCAAUGGACUGUCUAAUGUCAUUCUCCGAUUUCCUCUAUGCCUUCCAGAUCCAGUUUUAUUACUCUGAGUUUUUGGACAGUGCUGCUGCAGUUUAUCAGGAUUUGCUCACUGGCAAAACCUCAAAUACCGUCAUAGUCCCAACAUCACGUUCUGCUGCACCACGCCAACGCCAGCCUGCCACUGACAGUGCAUCUCUAGAGGGCAUUGAGGCACCACACUUUUACCAGUGCUUGGAGAACUUAUGUGAACGGCUUAGAAACAGUACCUGCCCUCCUGUACUAUUAAUCGGGGAGAUAGUAAGCAGCGCACCAAGGCUUACUUUUUUUGGAUUUCUGAUGGCGCUGGCAAAGCAUGCUGGGAUUAACCAAAGCAUUGGGGCUUUGCCUGAUAAAGCUGAUUUGUUAGUUGAUGAAGCUCUGGAUAAUGAACUUGGGAAAAUUGUUGCCCAGUUGUCGGCUUGCUCCAUAACACAGACCCUUGCACCCUGCCCACUUCCCCCGCGAGAGAUCAUCCGUGUGGCCUCCCCAAAGAAGACUUUACCCAGCCGCAGACGCCCGGACCUGGAGAGUGAUGGCUCCACCGAGGAGACCGACUCCUCUGAGAAUUAGAACCUGGGAUUUGCUCCGGGUCUGCUCUUCUAGCUCCGCCCGUCCCC
Nanorana parkeri is the source of this 1096-nucleotide messenger RNA. It is a transcript of the gene CSTPP1, whose product is annotated as chromosome unknown C11orf49 homolog. The coding region runs from base 36 to 1049 and encodes 337 amino acids. The record is from RefSeq and is a predicted model, not a curated record. The transcript is spliced from 9 exons. NCBI's taxonomy places the organism in Eukaryota, Metazoa, Chordata, Amphibia, Anura, Dicroglossidae.